Paramisgurnus dabryanus is the source of this 7530-nucleotide messenger RNA. RefSeq lists its product as uncharacterized. The record is from RefSeq and is a predicted model, not a curated record. Gene Ontology annotation, molecular function: RNA polymerase II cis-regulatory region sequence-specific DNA binding; DNA-binding transcription factor activity, RNA polymerase II-specific. Gene Ontology annotation, biological process: regulation of DNA-templated transcription. NCBI's taxonomy places the organism in Eukaryota, Metazoa, Chordata, Actinopteri, Cypriniformes, Cobitidae.
GUUGCGCUGCCGCUCGUCUGUCCGUUGAGGGAAGAUUUAGGUGUUUGUGUGAGGUAAAUAAAACGAUAGAAAUUAUGUUUUAAAUGAAUUUUUGUAAAGAAAGAUACUUCAGCAACUUAAAUACAAAUGUUUAACAAUUUUACAGUUUUGUAAAACUUUAUUUGUAAAGUACUGAGAGAGUUGUUCCACAAGGGCCAACGUUUAUACAAGUGAACAAAAGAGAUUUACUUCACUUUUCAAGCCACUCAGGGCUGUUCCUGUAAAUGCUGAACAAACAAUCUUAAAUAACAUAAUUUUCAGUGAAGUCACUAUCACAUCAGUUCAUCUAUAAAUACUGUGAAGAAGUCAAACAAGCAGCUGCUGUCACAACACAUUCAACUACUCUACUAUUCUGAUCCACUGUUGUAAUGAUGGAGUGUGUUAAAAAAGAGACUGAUCCUCAAUCAUUCACAAUAAUCCCUGAAGAACAAAGAGGCCUAAAGGGACUGAAAGAGGACGGUCAACAACACAAUGAAACUGAGGAUGAACAUCAGCACCACAAUGCCAUAAGUGAAAAAAAUUGCUCACAGACUGAUGAGGAUUCAUCUCAAAAAAGAGCAGAAGCUAAAAUCUCUUUUGCAUGCCAUCUUAAUGGUGAGACUUUUUCACAGAAAGAACAUUCAUAUGUUCACAUAAAGACUAACACUGGAGUAAUUCUAUACCCCUGUCCUUAUUGUGCAAAAAUUUUGAUAAGUAAAAGUUACCUCAAAGAUCAUUUAGUAUGUCACACGGGUGAGAGGACCUUUGCAUGCCCUCAAUGUGAUAAGUGUUUUAAACGGAAAAACAAUCUUGAUGCUCACAUACAGACUCACUCUACUGAAAGGCCCUACAUGUGCCUUCAUUGUGAAAAGUGUUACAUAUAUAAAGGGGAUCUUAGGAAACAUUUAACAAUUCACACAGUAAAGAGGCCCUACGCUUGCACUCAGUGUGAUAAGAGUUUUUUACUAAAAGGAAGUCUUAAUGCUCACAUAAAAACUCACACUAAAGAAAGUCUUUAUGGCUGUCCUCAUGGUGAAAAGACUUGCACAUGUACAAAACAGCACCUUACUAAAGGUACAAAUGAGAGACCUUUUGCAUGCCCCCAGUGUAAUAAGUGUUUUAAACAAAAAAGAAAUCUUAAUGCACACAUGAAGACUCAUAGUACCGAAAGACCAUACGCCUGCCCUCAAUGUCCAAAGACUUACAGGCAAAAAACGUCCCUUAAGGAACAUUUACUGAGUCACACAGAUGAGAGGCCCUACACCUGCCCUCAGUGUGAUAAGGGUUUUAUACGAAAAAUUUGUCUUAAUGUUCACUUAAAGACUCACACUGGAGAAAAGACAUACAAAUGUAAAAAGUCCCCGAAAGAACAUCAAAAAAGUCUCACUGACCACAAGCCUUUCUCUUGCCCUCAAUGUGAAAAGGGUUUCACAUCAAAAGCACAUUUAGAGAGUCACAUAAGAGUUCACACUGAAGAGAAACGUUUUAAGUGCCCUCAGUGUGACAAGAGUUAUAAAUAUCGUGCACAUCUUCAGUAUCACAUACAAAUUCAUACUGGUGAGAAGCCUUACUCAUGCCAUCUGUGUGAUAAGAGCUUUAGACAAAAAGAAAAUCUUAAGCGUCACAUACGAGUCCAUACAGGUGAGAAGCCUUACUCAUGCCAUCUGUGUGAUAAGAGUUACAAAUUGGCACGAAGUUUAAAGGUUCAUAUGCGGUUUCACCAUAAUGGAGAAAAAUACUAAAAUGCUCACAUUGUGUAAAGAGUUUUAUUGAGUCUGUGACACUGAUAAAACACAAGUGACUGUAUACUGGAGAGAAGCUGCACCGCUGUCAUUCAUGUUGGAGAAGAGAAAAGUCUGUAAAAAGUGAACAAAGAUCAACUUCAGUCUUUAGGUCCAAACACGUGAUGGGAAAUACAGAAAAAAUGUAUAUAGUAAAAUGUAUAGCUUUUUAUGUAUUGUAACUUACUUUGGAUAAAAGUGUCAAAUGCAUUAAAAUGUAAAUGUGUUUUCAUGAUGCAUUAUUUUUGUCUCUUGGAGUAGACGUACCAAUGGAUUUGCACUCAUUAGACAGAGGUAAUUUGUAAACUAUAUUCCCCUUUAAAUACCUUAUUCAGCCUGAAUAAUAAUAAUUCAGCCUUAUUCAGAGUUUCUAGGGACCUGUACGCACAUCAUGAUUUUAUAAUGAUGUUGGCUCUUAGCACAACAAAUGUUGAAGUGAGUCGUACUGCUUUUAUCCACUUUUAACUUUUAAUAUUUGGUAUGUCCACCUUUUGGAGCAGUUACAGCAGCACAUCUCUCUGGCACAGUGUCAAUAUAAUUCUAAUAAUGUAAUGCAAUAUAUUAAUUAUUAAUAAUUAUUAUUAUAAAAAAAUUAAGAGACCACUCCAGUUUCUAGAUGUAUUGUGACCAUUUGAGUCCAUAAAAAACAACAACAGCCAUAGUUGAACGCAAUAAAACGAGCAAACCUCUGGAGUGACAUAAAGUCACCUAAAAGCAAAUGUAAAAGACUGAGAGCAUGAGGAGACCCAUGAAAGAAGUGACAAAAAAUCUGUGCUUUUACAAAAUUUUCUAGAAUACUUGAAAAAACAUUAGUAUUUUGUAGCUAACAAAUGAAUUUGAACUUGUUUUCUAUGCACUAUUGGAGUUUUGAAAAUGUUUAUUUAGAUUUUGGCAGAAAGUAGUUAACGGAAUUAAACAAAAAAAGCUUAAACAUAUACCUAUAAAUAAAUCUAGAAAACCAUUAAAAUUGUCUCUUCAUUUUUUUCUGUGGCUGUAUAAUCGACUACAAGGGGACAUAAAGUGACAUUAUUAUUAUAUUUUAUCUGUUUAUUGAACUUUUACAAAAAUAUACAGGAUACAGGAGAAUCAUGAACAAACAAAUAUUUUACCCCAACCCACCCCCCAAAAGAGCAAAAUAGAAAACUAUAUUAAAGUAUAUUUAAACAAACUGAAUAAAAAAGACAAAAAAAAGAAAUAAUAGUAAUAAAUUAAAUAAAUGAAUAAAACACUCAAUACAUAUUGAAAAGGUGACAUUAUCUUAAUUUAGAACUAUACACUACAUUAAUUUGAGAUGAUACAAGCUGGAUCAUGCCCUUAAAAUUUCACUUUGAAGUAAAUUGAGAUUGAUAUAGAUUUACUGUGUUCAGGAAUCGUGUGGUUAAGAAAUGAAGGAAAGCUACAGCAGAUUUUUUCCUAAUCAUAAUUAAAAAAAAGCAAGAGGUAAUCUAAGAAUUAUUUGGAACUAGCUCAAAAAACUAACAGGCAAAUAUAACGUAAACCGGAAAAUUUUAGAUCUCAACUUAAAAGGGAAAGUUAAUAAAUAAUCGAUUUCAGUGUGUUAGAGUACAACUAUAUAAGUCAGGUGAGUUGGGUACAUCUAGAGGUGUUCCUCAGGGGUAUAUUUUGGGUCCUUUACUUUUUGCUUUAUAUAUAAAUGAUCUUCACUCUGUAUGUUCUAGCGCUAAAAUACAAUUGAAUGCGGAUGAUACUGUCAUUUUAUUAUGUGGUAAUAGCACCACAUGAGUUGCUAAUGAUCUCACAGAUACAAUGGUCAAUGUAUCUGCAUGGCUAAAAGAGAAUAGUAUCAGUAAAGAUCAAGAUCUUUUGUGUCAGGUUACAGUCUCUCAAUUUAAAUACCUUGGAAUUCUGACUCAGAACUCACCUUUAAAGCUCAGAUCAAAAAGGUUCGUAAACAGGUUAAGUUUUAUCUCUAUAAUUUUGUCAUUAGAAGCAUCUAAGAUUUAUAUGCAUUCUAUGAUUAUCUCCCAUAUGACCUAUUGUUUAACAACUUGGUCCCAGGUGAGUUCAAUAACUCUAAAUCCAUCUGAGCCCUUGUAUAUAUGUACACUUAAAGUAUUUGAUAAGAAAUCUGUAAAUUUUCAAUACUUAAAAAAUAUGAUUUGUUGAGGAAAAUAUGUUUAACUUCGCAAAUGUUUGCAUCAUGUAUAAGAUCAUUCAUGGCUUAACUUCUACCCCUCUUAGUCACUUAGUUAAGAAAAUCUUUCCAUUGUCCUACAAGAGUUGUGUUAAGAGGUGACUGAAAUAUACCCUUGAUACGGAGUAAUUUUAGUCAGUCUGCCUUCUAUGUUAUAUGUUAAAGCUGCACAACAAUGAAAUACAAUUCCAGCAAAACUAGAACUAGAACUUAGCUCUGUCAACAUUAAAAUUUUAGAUAUUGGUUAGCUGCCCGCUAUUGUUCUGCUAUUAGUUUUAUUUAAAGUAUAUUUUAUGUUUUUGUGAUGUUUUUAUUUACUUUUAAAUGUACGUGUUUUAACUUAGUAUUAUGAAAUGUAUUUGCUUUCAGGGUGACUUAUAAGAUUCUGUCCAGGACAAUGGAUGAAAAUAGCCUUUCUGGUGCAUUUACAGAAAUGUUUUAUUAAUGUGCAACUAAAUAAAUAAAAUGAAAAAAUACUCACUAGUACGGUAACGGUUUAAUCUGAGUCGCUAUACUCUGCUACUUUUGUUGUCCUCUGAUUUUUCUGUUUUUUCUUGUUUUUCAUUAAUGUAAAGCUGCUUUGAAACAGUUAAAUAAUUGUGAAAAGCGCUAUAUAAAUAAAAUGUAAUUUAACUGCACUAAUAUAUUGAGUUUGUAUUGUAAUUGUAAUUGACAAAUGUGGAAUAUUAAGUAUUGCAAAUAUAUAUUUUAACCUAAACAUUCAUGUUUUGUAUAUUUUCUUGGGUGUAGAUGAUAGUUUCUUAAUUUUUCCUUGCAUUUCUCGAAAUUGGAAAAAAUAUUGGAAAAAAUUUACUUUUAUUUUGCUUCCUGGAGCCUCUCGUGCGGUGACGUCAUCAGAGGUGCGCUGCGGCUGCAGCUCGUCCGACGGUUGAGGGAAGAUUGAGCUGCUUGUAUGAGGUCUUUUCCUGUAAAUGCUGAACAACCAAUCUUAAACUUCAAUGAAGUCACUAUCACAACAGUUCACUGUGAAGAAGUCAAACAAGCAGCUGCUGUCACAACACAUUCAACUACUCUACUAUUCUGAUCCACUGUUGUAAUGAUGGAGUGUGUUAAAGAAGAGACUGAUCCUGAAUCAUUUACAAUAACACCUCAACAUACUCAACAACAAAGAGGCCUAAUGGGAAUGAAAGAGGAAGUUCAAGGACAAAAUGAAAUGGAGGAUGAAGAUCAGCACCACAAUUUCAUAAGUGAAGAAAACUCUUUCAGUUGCUCACAGACUGAUGAGGAUUCACCUGAAAAACAUUCAAAUGUUCACAUAAAGACUCACGCAGGUGAAACACCUCAGUGUGAAAAGACUUGCACAAGUAAAAGUCACACUGGUGAGAGGACCUUCACCUGCCCUAAGUGUGAUAAGUGUUUUAAACGACAAAGAAAUCUUGAUGAUCACAUAAAGACUCACACUGGAGAAAGGCCGUACAGCUGUCCUCAGUGUGAAAAGACGUACAUAUGUAAACAGCACCUUAAGGAUCAUAUAGUAACUCAUACAAAUGAGAAACCCUUUGCAUGCCCUCAGUGUGAUAAGUGUUUUAAACAACUAGGAAAUCUUAAUGUUCACAUAAAGACUCACACUGGAGAAAGGCCAUACGCCUGUCCUCAGUGUGAAAAGACUUACAGAUGUAAAGAGUCCCUAAAACAACAUAAAAUAAGCCACACUGACCAAAAACCUUUCUCUUGCCCUCAAUGUGGAAAGAGUUUUACACAAAGAGGAACCCUUAAUGUUCACAUGAGGAGUCACAGUGGUGAUGGGCUUUACACCUGUUCUCAUUGUGGGAAAAAUUUCACAACAAAAACGCAUUUAGUGAAUCACAUACGAGUUCACACUGGAGAGAAACCUUACAAGUGUCCACAGUGUGACAAGAGUUUUACACAACGUGGAGCUCUUAAGCAUCACAUACGAAGUCAUACAGAUUGAAAUGAGGUACUUUUAUUUUGCCUCUUGGAGCCUGUCGUGCAGUGACGUCAUUAGAGUUGCGGUGCUGCUGCCUGCAGCUCGUCUGUCGGUUGAGGGAAGAUUGAGGCGUUUGUGUGAGUUUCAAAAGGGUCAACAUUGAUACAAGGCAAGAAACAAGGAGAUUUACUUCACUUUUCAAGCCAUGCCGGCCUGGUGGAAUUGAAAGAGGACAGUCAACAACAAAAUGAAAUGGAGAAUGAACAUCAGCUGCACAUUCAAUUGCUCACAGACUGAUGAGGAUUCACCUCAAGACAAACUCUCUUUUGCAUGAGUUUUUUACCGAAAGAACAUUCAAAUGUUGACAUAAAGACUCACACAGGUGAAAUGCAAUACACCUGUCCUCAGUGUGAAAAGACUUGCACAAGAAAAAGCCACCUUAAGGAUCAUUUAUUAAAUCACACUGGUGAGAGAACCUUUGUAUGCCCACAGUGUGAUAAAUGUUUUAAACGACAAAGAAAUCUUAAUGCUCACAUAAAGACUCACACUGAAGAAAGGCCAUACGCCUGUCCUCAUUGUGCAAAGACUUACAGGCAAAAAACGCACCUUAAGAAACAUUUAGAAUCAUGUCACUAUGGUGAGGGGACCUUCACCUGCCCUCAGUGUGAUAAAUGUUUUAAACAACAAAAAAAUCUUGAUGCUCACAUAAAGACUCACACUAAAGAAAGGCCCUACAGCUGCCCUAAAUGUGCAAAGACUUACAGGCAAAAAACGCACCUUAAGAAACAUUUUGAAUGUCACUAUGGUGAGGGGACCUUCACCUGCCCUCAGUGUGAUAAGGGUUUUUUACGAAAAAUUAGUUUUGAUUUUCACUUAAAGACUCACACUGGAGAAAAGACUUACAAAUGUAAAGAGUCCUUGAAACAACAUAAAAUAAGUCACAGUGACCACAAGCCUUUCUCUUGCCCUCAAUGUGGAAGGAGUUUUACUCAAAGACGAAACCUUAAUAUUCACAUGAGGAUUCACAGUGAUGAUGGGCCUCAUACCUGUCCUCAUUGUGGGAAGAGUUUUUCAAAAAAAGCGCAUUUGGAGAAUCACAUACGAGUUCACACUGGAGAGAAACCUUUCAGGUGCCCGCAAUGUGACAAGAGUUUUAAACAGCGAGGACAUCUUCAGUAUCACAUACGAAUUCAUACAGGUGAGAAGCCUUUCUCGUGCCAUCUGUGUGAUAAGAGUUACAAAUGGGCACGAAGUCUCAAAGUUCAUCUCCUGUUUCACCAUACUGGAAAAAAAACCUGAAAGUGUUCACAUUGUGGAAAGCGUUUUAUUGAGUCUGUGACGCUGAUCAAACACAAGUGACUGUAUACUGGAUAGAAGCUGCACCGCUGUCAUUCAUGUUGGAGAAGUUUCAGACUUACAAAGAAAAAAGAGCUGUCUUUAGUACUCAAAAAUAUAUUAAAUUAAAUGCAUUAUAUAAAGUGGUGAAAUUUGUUCCUGUAGCUCAACUUGUUUCCUAAAGACAACCGGGGGAGACGGCGAUCAUGGAUCACCGCUAUGUGAAGGGAGGUUUGGUUGCAGGUCUGGGGUUAACACUGCAUACAUUAUAUUGUACACAUUUUACACAUUAGCUCAGUGUAGUUUUUGAUACGCUUUAGCUAUGAUUUGAA